Chanos chanos (milkfish) is the source of this 10905-nucleotide messenger RNA. RefSeq names its product striated muscle enriched protein kinase b (gene spegb). The coding region runs from base 1 to 10905 and encodes 3634 amino acids. Lineage: Eukaryota; Metazoa; Chordata; Actinopteri; Gonorynchiformes; Chanidae. Gene Ontology annotation, molecular function: protein kinase activity; protein binding; ATP binding. Gene Ontology annotation, biological process: protein phosphorylation. The record is from RefSeq and is a predicted model, not a curated record. The transcript is spliced from 42 exons.
AUGAGGAAGGCCGAGGUGCAGAUGACCCUGAAGAAGGGGCCAGACGAUGGAAGUGUUACCCCACCGAGCCCCCGAAUACCCUCUAAACGGGCUAAAGUCAACCCAGAUCAAGUGGUACCGGAUUCGCCGAGCUCCAUAUACCCUACCCCUACUCCCCCUGUGUUCAUCCGUAAGAUGAGGAACGCGGCUGUGGGAACCGGCUGUGAUAUCCGAUUGAAAGUGGCGGUGGCCGGGGAUCCUCAGCCCUCCCUGUAUUGGUACCACAACGAUGAACUACUCACCCUGGAAAACCAGGAGUACGGAGGCCUAUGGAUCAGGGACUGCAAACCCAGCGAUGCCGGCCUCUACACCUGCAUCGCCAACAACUACCUUGGAGAGGCUAGGAGCAGCGCGGUUCUUGCCGUCUUGGAUCUUGGAGAAGACUCAGAGACCACAGAGGACGAAGCACCUGAGCCCCAGAUAUCCAUGGAGACCAAAGAAGGAGACAGGGGUCUUCAGGACCAGGCUGUCCAAAGAGUGCCUGCAGGGGAGGGGAUGAUGGACAUCGGCGCGGAUGCAAGCGGGUACCGGAGCGUGCGGACAGACAGCAGGAUGGGCACAGAGAACACGGUGGUGGAGAGGGAAGCCCACGCCUUGGGCAGUCGGGCACCGGGGCAGCAGGACCUUUCCAGAGCAGUCAGGAGCCAAUCUGAAGAUGUUUUGAGGGACUCUCCCCCUCAAGUCCUCCCACCCCCUUCCCCCAAAAUUGGCCGCUCCACCGCCUCUCCCAUGCUCAGCCGUUCCGGGUCAGCCCCCGCCACCCCUCUCACCCCACGCAAGAAAGCUGUUGUUCCAACAGAGUACCAAGAUACAGUACCAGGAGAGUUUGAGGAGAAGAUUAAGCAGCCUAAAUCUUCAGCCAUGUCCCAAAGUAGUGCCCAGGAUUCCCGACCCCAAACCCCUGUCAGUGAGUACUCCCGAAAAGACCUGACACCCCGCCCCUCACCCAAACUGACACGAGCCAGCUCCAAGAUCUUUGAGAAGGUACGUGUCUUUGAGGAGCGCAGGCGAAGCAUCGACAACCCUGAGGGCUCCAUUUCUGGACGGUCUUGGGCUGGAUUUCACAGAGCCCCAUCUAUCGACUCGGACGAAGGAGGGAGCCGGCUGGGGAUAUCUCGAGAAAGUUCCAAGGAGGAUCUCCAUGAGGCUCUGAAAGCAGACGCAGAACAGAGAAGGUCCAUGUUCAGACAGAGAGCCGCCUCUCUGGAGGACCGACCUCGCUACUCGCAAAAGGUUCAGGACAUCGAGCACAAGUUCACUGAGGAGCUGCAACGCAUCAAGAAACUUGUGGGUAAGCCACACAUGAAGAAGUCCUUCUCCACGGAACAGCUCUCCUCUCGCAGGAGCAGACAUCCCGUGAGGAAGGUGGAGCCAAUCCCUCCUCAAGUUCUUCAGAAGCUGCAGGACAGGGAACGUGCCCAGCAGGAGCAAGAGAGGAGAGAGAGAGAAAAACUCAAGGAAUCCUCUCCUCCUCCUAAAUCACUGCAGAUGCAAACAAUACAGCAAACAAGCAGAUUUGGGGAAGAAGCGUCUCUCCCAGUGGCCAUGCCACUCUCUGAAUUACCCGGCCAGAAGUCGCCAAAGCAGGAACAACGAGCUAGCCCAAUAAGAGAGAGCCCUCGUAGGUCUCCAACAGUGGACAUCCAAGCUGUACCUGAAGCGCGGUCGCGUUCGCCUGGAGCAAGGUCGGAGUCUCCAUCUAGAAACGUCCUGGAGAUGACUCUUCGAAAAGUAGAGCCAAGGCCUGCCAGUCCACUGGUUAAGAGGGUGGCUCAUGUCCAGGAAGUCCCCCAGGUACAUGAAAAGGAUGAGUCUGUACACAGGAAGACGCCUAUAGAGAUUACGCUAAGAAAAUUAGACAGAAGACCUGAGAGUCCUCUGGUACAGGCAGAGCCUGUCACUGGUCAAGAACGUCCACUCCAAGCACCACUGAAGCCUCCAAGACUUUCAUUAUCCUCCUCUGAGGAAGAGAAGAUGGAGUUAGAUGUGACUCCUUUGUCACCACCUCCCAAGCUUACCAUCCCUGCCAUCAUUGUGGAGGAGGAGCCGAUGGAGGUGGAGACCACUGCAGAGACUAAAAAGGCGACCAAACCCACUGCUGCUAAAGCGGAGAAAUCACAGAGGGUCAAAGGGAAAGGUCGGAGGGUUAGGCCCAUGUCCCCUGAACUAGAAUCUUCAGACGACUCAUACGUGUCUGCAGGAGAGGAUCCUUUGGAAGCCCCUGUGUUUGAGUUUCCCCUCCAAGAUACUGUAGCAUUCGCUGGUGCUGAUAUAAUGCUCAAAUGCAUUAUUGCCGGCACGCCUCAGCCAGAAGUGACGUGGAAGAGAGACAACGUGGACAUAAAAAGCAGUGCAACCCAUGUCGUUAAAGUGGAGGGAGAGAGGCAUUCUCUGCUCAUUAAGUGGGUAAAACAAAGUGACUCUGGGACCUACACCGUGACGGCCGUCAACGAAGUGGGCAAGGCCUCAAGCAGUGCCACCCUCUCUGUCCAAUCAGACCCCACCGGUAACCAUCGAGGAAACCUGGGCGUCCCCAUGGAUGUCAGCAGCCCCAUCACCUCUGAUGAGGAGUACCUCAGCCCCAUGGAGGAGGGCGUGGACAUGGGGGGCUCCAGCUACCGCACCCCUGAGCCGAAGAAAAUCACCGACACGCGCUUUAAAGAACCGCCCUCCUUUCAGGUUACUCUAGGAGACCAGUCUGUGAUUGAGGGGCAAGAGGUGACCAUGUCAGUGCAAAUGAGUGGCCAGCCCAAACCCAUGAUUUACUGGCUAAGGGACAGAGUGACCAUUAAAACAGACGUGAGGCAUAUUGUGCGGGAGACAGAGGAGGGUAACUUUGAGAUGAUAAUUAAAUCGGCUCAGAGGUCUGACACCGGCGUGUAUACCUGUAAGAUCAUCAAUGAAUACGGUACAAAGCAGUGUGAAGCCAGACUGGAGGUGAAAGCACCCCCAGUGGAGCCAGGUCUGGCUAUCAUCCGGCCAGUGAAGGACGUGACGGUGAAAGCAGGCGAAACUGCCUUGUUUGAGUGCCACGUGAUUGGACCUCAGGACAUGGAUGUUGAUUGGCUGUCAGAUGGGAAGCUUAUCCAGCCAGCCCUGCUGAACUGUAAGAUGCAUUUCGACGGCAGAAGGUGUAAAUUGCUGCUGAACUCUGUCCAUGAGGAUGACAGUGGCACAUACACCUGCAAGCUGAGCACAGCAAAAGAGGAACUGACUUCCAGCGCCAAACUCAAAGUCAUCGCAUCCAUCGAGCCUCUUUUCACCCGUAAGCUGGACGUCCUGGAGGUGAUCGAGGGACGCAACGCUCGCUUUGACUGCAAGGUCAGCGGCACGCCGCCCCCUAAGGUCAUCUGGAGCCAUUUCGACCACCCCCUGACAGAGAGUGAGGAUGUGCGCAUUCUGAAGGAGGGAGGACGACACUCGUUGGUCAUUUCACAUGUCAGUAAUGAGGAUGAGGGUUUCUAUACGGUGGUCGCCCGUAACGCACACGGAGAAGCUGAGUGCUCGGCUGAGCUCUACGUUCAAGAGCCCCGUCCUGCGAUAUCCUCUCAAAUGGCGAAGUUAGAGAAGAUGCCCUCUAUCCCAGAGGAGCCAGAGGUGCCUGAGAACGAGAUUGAACGCUUCACCAUGCCUGAUUUUGUCAAGCCACUCUACGACCUUGACGUUAUUGAGGGCAAGGAGGCCGUGCUCAAGUGCAAAGUGGCCGGUCUCCCCUACCCCACCAUCUCCUGGUUCCAUAACGGGAAGAAGAUCGACAGCACGGAGGACAGGAAAAUGACACAAUUUCGAGACAUCCACAGUUUGGUGAUACGGUCCGUAUGCCACGCCCACGGUGGCGUCUAUAAGAGUGUCAUCUCCAAUAAAGUGGGCAAGGCCACCUGCUACGCUCAUCUUUAUGUGACAGAUGUUCUCCCAGAUCCACCAGAUGGUGCUCCAGUUAUUGAAUCCAUCACUGGCAAGACUAUCACUCUACGCUGGAAGACGCCAAAAAGACUGGACCCCGCUAUUGAUCCCAAGUCUUUGAUGUAUGCUGUCCAGCAGCAAGCUCUGGGGUCAAUUCAGUGGACCAUCAUUGCCUCUAGUCUGAAAGACACCACCUACACCGUUACCUCAUUGGCCAAAGGAGUCCGUUACACCUUCAGGAUCCUGUCGAUAACCAAUAAGGCUUUCAGUAAACCUUCCCCUGCCACAGAGCCAGUGCAGCUCAUAGACAGAGGCCCAUACAGCCAAGAAGCCCCGGUCAUCAUUGAUAAGCCAGACACUGUUUAUGUAGUGGAGAACCAGCCUGUCUGUAUCACCAUCACUCUCAACCAUGUCAAUGCCACCGUCACGUGGAAAAGGAAGGGUAUAAUCUUGUACAAUAAACCAGGCGUGUUUGAACUGAGCAUGCCCGAUGACGACCAGCACAUGCUUAAACUGAUGAAGGUGCGGAGUGGCGACGAGGGUCAGCUCACAUGUAUCGCCAGCAACCAGUUUGGCAGUGAUUCCUGUGUCCUUACACUGGAAAUGGCAGCUCCUCCCACAUUUGAAUCGAUUAUGGAAGAUUUGGAUGUUAAUGUUGGUGAGACGCCUCGUUUUGCAGUGGUGGUUGAGGGAAAACCCAUUCCAGACAUCUUCUGGUACAAGGAUGAUGUCCUGUUGUCGGAGAGCAGCCACUUUACGUUUGUGUAUGAUGACAACGAGUGUUCACUGGUGGUGCUCAACACCAAGCCUGACGACUCCGGGGUUUAUACCUGCACAGCUAAGAACCUGGCUGGAGAAGUGUCUUGCAAGGCCGAACUCACCGUGCACACAGCCAAAGAGGAAAAGGACGAGCCUAUGGAAGAUGAACAGUCUAUCCUGAGGAAGAUGCGCCGUCUCACUGAUUACUACGACGUUCACAAGGAGAUUGGGAGAGGAGCUUUCUCGUACGUGAAACGGGUGACGCAGAAGGUGGGUAAGAUGGAGUAUGCAGCUAAAUUCAUCUCGGCUCGUGCCAAGCGGAAAACUUCGGCCCUGAGAGAGAUGAACCUGCUCUCUCAGCUCGAUCAUGAGCGGAUCCUCUACUUCCAUGACGCCUUUGAGAAGAAGAACGCCGUCAUCAUCAUCACAGAGAUAUGCCAUGAGGAGCUUCUGGACAGAUUUACAAAGAAAUCCGUCGUGAUGGAGUCGGAGAUCCGUUCCACUAUUAGACAGCUGCUGGAGGGAGUUGGUUACCUUCAUCAGAAUGACAUCUUGCAUUUAGACAUAAAGCCUGAUAACAUCCUCAUGGCUGACCCGACCAGCGAUCAGAUCCGUCUCUGUGAUUUUGGGAACGCCGUGAAGCUCACGCCCGGUGAGGCGCAGUACUGUAAAUACGGCACUCCGGAGUUUGUCGCCCCAGAGAUAGUCAACCAGACGCCUGUCUCCAAGGCAACAGAUAUCUGGCCUGUUGGAGUCUUGACAUAUCUGUGCCUCACUGGUGUUUCGCCGUUCGCGGGGGAGAAUGACCGCAGCUCUGUUCUCAACAUCAGGAACUACAAUGUGGCAUUUGAGGAGAGCAUGUUCGCUGACCUUUGCCAUGAAGCCAAAGGAUUUGUCAUAAAGCUGCUGGUUGCUGAUCGACUACGACCUGAUGCAAAUGAGUGUCUUCGUCAUCCCUGGUUUAAGACCUUGACAAAAGGGAAGAGCAUCAGCACCGAGUCCCUCAAAAAGUUCCUGGCCAGAAGGAGAUGGCAGCGAUCCCUCAUCAGCUACAAAUCCAAAAUGGUGAUGAGGUCAAUACCUGAACUGCUGGAUGACUCUUCUAGCCACAUCUCCAUCGCUGUCCCAAGACAUCUCAAAGAAGGUUCCCCUCCACCCUCCUCAUCCUCAGAUUCUGACGAAGACAUCGACGAACUACCGUUUAUCCCCAUGCCCCUCAACAUGGACUUUUCGGGAUCCAGAAUGUCCCUGACUGAAAUCCCAGGUGAAGAUGAAAUGACUGGGGGCAAGUCUCUCAGCAGUACAGAAGCAGGGGGAUCCAGCCCUCAGGAGCAGGAAUCAUUGGAGCGCGAGCCGUCAGAAAAGGGAACAGAUGCCGGGGACGCAGCUGCCCGAGGCCGCGCCAGAAAGAGGUCGACGCCUGAGGAUGAGAAGGGAUCGUCGGACGAGGAGCCGGGGGAACUGGCCAAAAGAGCGGAACAGUCUAAGAGACCCUUACGCAGAGGCUCAAGUAUGGAGUCAGAUCAGCCAGAGGCAAGUCGGCGUAGAGGACAGUUACGUAGAGGGGGCUCUGCCGAUAGUGCCCUGCUACUUCACAUUAAACCAGAAGAGGGCGCUGAGGAGAGCUCUAUGGGCGAUGGCAGAAAAGUUCUCAAAAAGGCAGUGUCUAUGGAGCUACCACGCAGGAGCCCAAGUCCAGGUACAGCGAAGUUGAGUCAGGAGGAUUAUGCCCUGAAACUGGAGCUAAUGAGGCAGAGGCUGCUCAGGGGUGGUUCCGUUGACAACAAGAUGAGUGGUCUGCGAGGACCUCUCCUCGAGACGCUGGGUAUGGGCGAUGAGAAACGCUACGGCCGCAUGUCUCGUCUAGGAGGAUCUCCACUAGUUAGGGCAGCCUCCACUGAGUCACCAAGGGAUGACAUUCCAAAAACCAAAGUUCUUCGCAAGAGUGCCUCUUUCAGCCAAGGUGACACAGAACCGAUUCCUCUGCACCGACGUUCCGGAGCACCCUUAGAGAUUCCUCUCGCUCAGAUAGAAGGGCGACGGCUGCAAGAGGCAGUGUCCAUGUCCGCACUUACCGAGCAGGUCAAGUUGGAUUCCCGGCCAGUCACCCCAAAACCAGUCACUCCAGAACCAGAGAAACAGGAGAAAACUAGUGUGAAAGACAUCGAAAUGCAGUCAGAAGACCAAGUCCAGGGGAGUCAAACUAAGGAGGUGGUGGAUAAGGAAGCAGAAGCAGACAUGGCAAUCACACAGAGUGGCAGCGAUCAGAACUCCAGCGAACCUGGUUCCCAAGAGAAGGAUGUAAGCAAGUCAGAGGAAUUACCUAAGGAAACCAAAAAAGACGAUCAAAGUAAGCCCACUCCUAUUAUGGCUCCAAGGAAUGUUGUAGAGGAAAAAAUUGAGGAAGAAAAUGAGGAAGAGGAAAAGAAGGAAGAUGUAAAGGAAAAAGAACCACCCACACCCAAAAAAGAGGUUAAGGAAGUUGAGGAAAUUAAAGAUGAAAUGAAGGUACCUGUGAAAACUCCAGAGAUUGUCAUAUCUACUAGUUCCAUCAUGGUGACCCCACUGCCUGUGCCUGCAAGAGCGCCCCCUGCUGUUAUUUCCACGUACGUAAGCCCUUCUCCUCCUGCACGUGUAGUGCUCCCAGAUGGCAGAACUUCUGCAUACGCCAGCAUCAUGCAAACCAUUAUGGUUCCAUCGCUACAGCCAGCCAGUUCCCCUGUUACGACUCCAGCACCAACAUCUGCACCCUCAGCAGUUCCCGUCUACACACCAAUAUCUAGGCACAUUUCUGAACCAACUCUUGUAUCUACCUCUGUCUCAUCUAAACCUGACAUUCACCCAACCACUGAACAUCCUGCGGUCUUCUCUCGGGUUGCAUCACCAGAUCAGACUUCCAAAGACUUAAGUAGAUCUAAGACUCCCACCCGAGCCUCUCCUAAGAGAGAGUCCUCUCCCAGUAGCAACAUCUCAGAUCUUGCCUCUGAGGAGGUGUUUGAGGCUCGGUUCAAGAAACGUGAGUCAUCUCUCACUCGUGGCCUGAAGCUUCUCUCUUGGCAAAAACCAGAGCAGACUCCAUCCACAAUUGUCCCUGAGGCAGGAGAAGAGAUGUAUCGACCUAGUCCCAUUGGUGCCCCUCUGGAAUUUGUACCCAGAAGAUUAGAGGAAAAGUCCAAGUCGGUCCAGGAUCUUCGUGAAGCAGAAAAAGAUCCAGGCUUCAUGAGGAGGCUGUCUAUGCGCCUAAGAAGGGCCCCAUCAGCAGAGAGAAAAGAAGAGAAAGUCAAAGAGGAAGAUGUCCCGGUUCCAAGACGCAGACUCUCUUGGGCUUUGGGUCGCAGGGGGUCACAGGAUAAGAAGGAGGUGGAGAUGGUGAGGAUGGAUGGAGGACCUGAAACUCCUCAGGGGGAAGAGGCCAAAGAACCCAAGAAACCCACCGAAUCCCCGGUUCUGGCUAUGCGCAGGAAGAUCGGUUCCACAGUGGCUGGCAUAUCCAUGAGAAUUCGCAGCCAUUCAGAAGAGAGGAAAGAUGAAAAAGAAGGCAAAACAGAGAGUAAAAGAACACCUCUGUUCUCCAUACUUCGUCGUUCGACCUCUGAAGGAGGUAGUCUGAAGAGAAUGGGUGUUCCGCAGAACCAGCUUGCCUCUCAGUCAGGCACAGGGGCCUCCUCUGAGUCUUUAGAUUCCAUGUCCAGCAUCCAAUCAGAGUCAGCUGUCAAAGGGGCGGAGACUGACCGCAGGUCAAGGUGGGACAGGUGGGGCCUGACGAGAGGAAGAAGAGACAAGACGGUCUCCCAACCGGAUAUUCCCACUGCAAUUGCCAGAGAGAACGGCUCACUCCGCUCUCGGCAGUAUUCCCGUCUGGCCUCUGACUUCCCUCCUGUAUUCCAUAUUAAACUGAGGGACCAUGUUCUCCUGGAGGGAGAUCCUGUCACUCUGAGCUGUCUUCCUGCAGGGAGCCCUCACCCUCAUAUUGCAUGGAUGAAAGAUAAAAAGCCACUUGAGAUCGACCCAAGGAUGAACAUGAUCUCCUGUCCUGAUGGGAGACAGCUGCUUAUGAUCAUGAAGACCACCAAGAAAGACGCCGGCCUCUACGAAUGUGUCGCUACGAACCCACUGGCCUCAGUUACCAGCUCCUGCACGCUGUCUCUCGCCCGUCUCCCUAACCGGCCAGGCACUCCCGAGGUCCCACAGCGUUACAAGAACACAGCACUGGUGGUGUGGAGACCCUCAGACACCAUGGCCCCUUGCACUUACACUCUGGAGCGGAGAACAGAGGGUGAAAAUAAUUGGCUUAUUGUGGCCACGGGUGUAGCCGACUGUUACUACAACAUCACAGAUCUUCCAGCUGGUGGAACCUACAGGUUUAGAGUGGCCUGUGUAAACAAAGCUGGCCAGGGACCCUACAGCAACCUGUCUGACAAAGUGGUCCUAGAUUCCUCAGCACCUCAGAAAUCAUCUGGAACUGUCAUAGUGAAGACACUCCCAACGUCACCUUCAGUGGUGACAUCCUCAAUGACAGUACCUCCAAUCAAGCCAGCUAGCAGUAAACCCACACCCCCAUCUACUGCCCCCGCAACACUUGCUCCAACGGCCCCUCCAGCACAGCCCAGUAAACCUGCCUCUGCUCCUCAUGCUCCAGCUGUUCCCACCUCGGUUGACCAGCCCACCUCCACCAGCCCUGCCCCUGCACCUCAAUACUCUGCCCCUACCCAUCGGUCUGUCUCUGAGAUUCAGACGGCAACUUCCAACACACCCUCCCAGGCCAAAGCCAAGACUACGCUCAACAUCACGGUCAGGAAACCCUCGCCACCGGCCGCUCCAACUCAGACACCGCCUGCAGCCAAACUGACUCCACCUGUUGUCCUCCCGAAACCACAGAGCCCAGUCAAUGUGGUUCCGCCCAUGGCAAAAACCCCACCAGUCACCCCACCUCCACUGGUGUCCCCUCCACCCGCCAUUGGAAAGCCCAUCUCGUCUGUGCCCAUGUAUGUUCCAGCAACUACCGCGGCGCGAGUUAGCCCUGUCACCCCCAAUACACCCUCCCCAGCUCUCUCUCCCCCAGUGGUACUGGUUACCAGUCUGAGUCCUGUUGGAGAAGGUACAGGCACACCCAGUCGCAUGACUCCGAGUGGGAGAAUCACGCCUUCUGGCCGCUCCACCCCCUCAGGACGCAGGACACCCUCCGGAAAACCUGGAGAGUCCACACUCCGCCAAGGAGUACCUCAGAAACCAUACACUUUCAUGGAUGAGAAGGCUAGAGGUCGCUUUGGCGUAAUCAGAGAAUGCAGGGAAAAUGCCACCGGCAACCUCUUCAUGGCAAAGAUUGUGCCGUACGAGCCAGAAAACAAGCAGGUCGUGCUGCAAGAAUACGACAUCCUCAAGUCCCUUCACCACGAGAAGAUAAUGGCUUUGCAUGAGGCUUACGUCACUCCACGUUACCUGGUGCUCAUCUCUGAGUGCUGCUCUGGCAAAGAACUCCUCUACAGUCUGAUUGACAGGUUCCGUUACUCAGAGGAUGAUGUGGUUGGUUACAUUGUCCAGAUCCUGCAGGGCCUGGACUACUUGCACAAUCGCCGAAUCUUGCACCUAGAUAUCAAGCCCGACAACAUAAUUGUCACGUACAUGAAUGUGGUCAAGAUCAUUGACUUCGGCAGCGCGCAGAAUUUCAACCCUCUCUUCCUGAAGCAGUUCAGCCCUCCCCUGGGAACACUGGAGUAUAUGUCUCCUGAGAUGCUGAAGGGGGAUGUGGUGGGUCCUCCAGCUGACAUCUGGAGCGUUGGCGUUCUAACCUACAUCAUGUUAAGUGGGAGGUUGCCUUUUACGGAGAACGACCCACAGGAGACAGAGGCCAAAAUCAUCGCUGCGAAGUUUGACCUCAGUAAGCUCUACCAAAACGUGUCCCAAAGUGCCUCUCUGUUCCUCAAGAAGAUCCUUUGCAGCUACCCUUGGGCACGUCCUAACGUUAAGGACUGCUUCAGUAACUCCUGGCUGCAGGACGCCUACCUGAUGAGGCUUCGACGACAGACUCUUACCUUCACCACCACACGCCUCAAAGAGUUCCUGGCCCAGCAGCAGCAGCUCAGGGCGGAGGGGGCCACCAAACACAAGGUCCUCCUGAGGUCUUACCAGAGUUCUCCACAGACCCCCAUCUCCCCAACUGCACCUGUCACACCUGCUUUACCCCCCACCCCUGUCACUCAGUGA